Amphiprion ocellaris (clown anemonefish) is the source of this 1895-nucleotide messenger RNA. It is a transcript of the gene uba3, whose product is annotated as ubiquitin-like modifier activating enzyme 3. NCBI's taxonomy places the organism in Eukaryota, Metazoa, Chordata, Actinopteri, Pomacentridae. Gene Ontology annotation, molecular function: NEDD8 activating enzyme activity. Gene Ontology annotation, biological process: protein neddylation. The transcript has 17 exons. Bases 138 to 1466 code for a protein of 442 amino acids. The record is from RefSeq and is a predicted model, not a curated record. Gene Ontology annotation, cellular component: nucleus; cytoplasm.
GACGGAUGAGCCGUAAGUAGCUGCUGAAGAAACAAGCAAGAAACCCCGAAAGAUGCUUUCAAAUCUAAUUAACCUACGAGAGCAGAGCAUGAAUCAACCUUCUUUUAUUCUCUCUUUUUAGGGAGAAGAAAAGAAGGAUGGUUGUGGAUGGUGGCAAUGGAAGCACCUGUGAGUGGGACGGCCGGUGGAACCACAUCAAAAAGUUUCUGGAAAGAUCGGGGCCAUUCACGCAUCCUGACUUUGAGCCAAGCACAGAGUCUCUGCAGCUUAUGUUAGAAACAUGCAAAAUCCUGGUCAUCGGUGCUGGCGGACUGGGAUGUGAGCUGCUGAAAGACCUGGCUUUAUCAGGCUUUCGCAACCUUCAUGUUGUUGACAUGGACACCAUUGAUAUUUCUAACCUGAAUCGACAGUUCCUCUUCAGGUCGAAAGAUGUAGGCCGGCCCAAGGCAGAUGUCGCAGCUGACUUCAUCAACAGCCGCAUACCUGGAUGCCGUGCAGUCCCACACUUUAAGAAAAUCCAAGACUUCGAUGAAACCUUCUACAGACAAUUCCAUAUAAUUGUGUGUGGACUUGACUCUAUAGUUGCCAGGAGGUGGCUGAACGGUGUGGUGCUAUCUUUGCUUGUGUAUGAGGAUGGUGUCUUAGACCCAAGGUCCAUCAUUCCUGUAAUUGAUGGUGGGACUGAAGGCUUUAAAGGCAAUGCCAGAGUCAUUCUGCCAGGCAUGACAGCCUGCAUAGACUGCACCCUUGAGCUUUACCCUCCCCAGAUCAACUUUCCCAUGUGCACAAUAGCCUCCAUGCCUCGUUUGCCAGAACAUUGCGUUGAGUUUGUACGAGUACUGCUGUGGCCCAAAGAGAAACCCUUUGGAGAUGAUGUGAUCCUGGAUGGAGAUGACCCAGCACACAUCCAGUGGGUGUACCAGAAAUCUCUGGAGCGGGCAGCUGAGUUUAAUAUAACAGGAGUCACAUAUAGACUCACACAGGGUGUUGUUAAGAGGAUAAUCCCAGCGGUAGCGUCUACAAAUGCUGUCAUUGCUGCUGCUUGUGCAACUGAAGUCUUCAAAAUAGCGACAAGUGCCUAUACGCCUCUCAAUAACUACAUGGUCUUUAACGAUGUUGACGGCCUGUACACCUACACCUUUGAAGCAGAACGGAAGGAAAACUGUUCAGCCUGCAGCCAAAUACCUCUGGAUCUGCACUUUUCUUCAUCCUCUAAACUGCAGGAGGUGUUGGACUACCUGACUGAGAGUGCCUCUCUACAAAUGAAAUCACCUGCUGUAACAGCAACUGUGGAGGGAAAGAACAAAACUUUAUAUUUACAGUCGGUUGCUUCAAUUGAACAGAGGACGCGGCCAAAUCUGUCCAAAACCCUGAAGGAGCUGGGCCUGACUGAUGGACAAGAGCUGGCUGUGGCUGAUGUGACCACGCCCCAGACCAUGUUGUUCAGACUCUGCUUUACCUCAUAGAACAAACUCAAGCACUCCCACAGCCCAUCUAGAAACUAGAACAGUUUACAACAGCUUCAGUCACAUUAUAGGAUUACAAUUGAUUUAAAUGUUUUAAUGUACUUAUCGGCUAAAGCUGAUGUUUUGCACUGAAAAGCUAAAUCAGUCACACCUUUGUCAUGUUUUGGUGAUCAAUUAAGGAAAUCUGCAUUAAUGUGUUACGUUCACUACAGCCUAGAGCGUAUUCUGUGCAAAUAAUGAAACAAGCAAGAGUUACUUUUUAAACGAUUGUACUGUACUUGUUCUGGUUUGUAAUAUUUAUUUAUUUCAGCACAGUUUUUUUAGUUGUCUUAGCCACUGCAGUGGUAAUCAGCAGACACUGAUAAUAUUGAUGUGCAAACUGGAAUAAAAUGUUUUUCUUAAAAAAAAAAAAAAAAAAGUAUGUGUUUU